AUGUCAUCCAUGAUACUGGUGUGUCGCCUCUUCUGCGACAUCGGGCCGCGCCACUUGCUCGGCCUUCCUUUCGUCAUCAAGGGUUGGGAAACGCUGUCUUCCUUCUGUCACUUCAUGCUCUCACCCCGAUCCGACCGCACGUCACACCUCCGCCGAAUCCAGAUCGCGAUCCAACCAACGGAAGACAUCGUGGAGGCCCUCGACGACCCCGAUUGUUUGGAUGUCGAGAUCAGAGACGAGUACAAGACUCCGGAACAGCGCUGCGCGACCCUCCUGGCCCACGUCUUCAAAAGGGCCCAUUUGCUUCGGGACGUCCACAUCGACGACCUCGAAUCCCUCCUCUUCUACAGUCUCGAUCUGAUUGACGAGAUUGCGGCGCUCCCCAGCUUACGCUCCAUCACGGUCUCCGGGUACAGCCUGCGCGCGCGCCAGCUCCUCCACUCCCUCUCCUUCCCUGAGAACGUCACCCACCUCGGUGUCCACUUCGGACUGACCGCGCCCGCGACGGAGGCCGAACCCUCGCUUCCCGCCUUCACUUUCCAAGCACUCUGCGGCCUCCUCUCCCGCUUCCCUGCACUGACCUCCCUCUCCCUCUCCCACCUCAACCUCUCUAGGCUCAUCUUCCUGCCCGCCACCUCACAAUCGUCCAGCCCGCACGCUCAGCUCGAUCCUGAUGACGCCCCCUUCCCGGUCCCGGUCCUCUCCACCGUUCGCGCACUCACCCUGCACCGCAUCAUCGAUCCCCCGCUUGCCGCGCUCUCCCUCACCUUCCCCCACGCCCGUUCGGUCUCUCUCACGAACCUCGUCCACACCGACGUCGGUGCCCUGCGCGUGCACAACUCCGUCGCCCCGCGCUGGGUCGCGCUCGACACCCUCGCCGGAGACCCGCUCGCGCUCGUCGCCCUCUGCGUGCGCGGCACGCGCGUGGGCCAGGUCGUGCUCCACGCGCCCCCGCAGUGCCCCCGGGGCGUCUUCGUGAAUUGUGCGCGCGGAGUGCUGGAGGACGCGUGCGCGGCGGGCGUCCGGCUCGCGUUCCCUGUUGCGCACGCGCCGGAGAACAGGAGCGCGGAUCCGUGGGGCGCGUUCAAGGACAUCGCGCGCGAGUGCAGCGAAGGCACGCGAGCGGGCAUUGCCCACCUCGCGCUCGAGCUCUGCGCGCCGCUUUCCGAGGGGCAGACCCUGGAGAUCCCAGAUGUCUCCGCGUUCCCUGCACUCGAGACACUCGUCGUCUUUCUCCGUCGGAGUAACGCGCCGGGGACGACGCUCAUCCAUUCCGAUGCCUUGUCUUCUGGGAACUUCGUCGAGGUGCUCUCCCCAGACACCGCCGGGAGCGAGAACGCCGUUGCGACGCGGGUUCUGAUGGGGCUUCCUUCCAUGAAGCACUUUGCGUUGUGUGUCCCCGACGCGACACGCAUCAGGCACUGGGUGAAGGUGGCGGUGGACGGAACUGCGGGGCUGCAGGUGGUGAGGGAGAUAGACGAAGUGAUGGGUGCAGAGCUGCUGCGACGGUCGAACUUUGGGGAUCUGGGAACUGUGGCUUGA
Molecule: messenger RNA, 1542 nt
Organism: Epithele typhae
Lineage: Eukaryota; Fungi; Basidiomycota; Agaricomycetes; Polyporales; Epitheliaceae
Exons: 2
Coding region: 1-1542 (513 amino acids)
Source: RefSeq, a predicted model, not a curated record